CUAUUGGCCAACGUCAAAGACUCUGGUAUUCGUCCUCAACACCAUCUUUUGACUGGCUGCGGUUGUCGCUUUCCUAUUGGCCAGAGUGAUUACUUGCUCCGUCCAUUCUGGCUGACUGCUCCGGGGUGCAGGAUGUUGGUCUUGGUAUUAGGAGAUCUACAUAUCCCACAUCGCUGUAACAGUUUGCCGGCAAAAUUCAAAAAAUUGCUUGUUCCUGGUAAGAUACAACAUAUUUUGUGCACCGGGAAUCUCUGCACCAAGGAGAGCUAUGACUACCUCAAGACACUGGCUGGGGAUGUUCACAUUGUCAGAGGAGACUUUGACGAGAAUUUAAACUACCCAGAACAAAAGGUUGUGACUGUUGGUCAGUUUAAGAUUGGGCUAAUCCAUGGUCACCAAGUCAUUCCCUGGGGUGACAUGGCUAGCCUAGCAUUGUUGCAAAGGCAGCUUGAUGUAGAUAUAAUGAUUUCAGGACAUACACAGAAAUUUGAGGCGUUUGAGCAUGAAAACAAGUUUUAUAUCAACCCAGGAUCUGCCACAGGAGCCUACAAUGCAUUAGAAAGCAACAUCAUUCCUUCAUUUGUGCUCAUGGAUAUCCAAGCUUCAACCGUUGUCACAUAUGUGUACCAGUUAAUCGGGGAUGAUGUAAAAGUAGAAAGAAUUGAGUACAAGAAGACCUAAAACAAAUACCUUGAACUUUUAUUGGCCUUCAUUCCCAUUUAUUAUUUAAUCGGUCACUAGCUCUAGGCAGCUCAAUGUAAGCUUUGUACUUCUGUUUUCAAUAUAAGAACCUUUCACUUCUGCUUUAGGUUUGUUGUAAACAAUAUAGUGAUGAUUUAUUAGUUUACAUGUGUUAAAACAAGAGUGACACAAUUAAUUAAUACAUAUGUACAAAUAAAUAGACCUGUAAAUAUAACAUUAAUGUUUAACAUUCAAUUUUACCAAAAUAACAGGAUAAAUUAAAAUGGCAGAUGCUACCUUUUGUGUUUCAUUUGCUA
Molecule: messenger RNA, 998 nt
Organism: Pseudophryne corroboree (corroboree frog)
Lineage: Eukaryota; Metazoa; Chordata; Amphibia; Anura; Myobatrachidae
Gene: VPS29
Product: VPS29 retromer complex component
Exons: 4
Coding region: 133-681 (182 amino acids)
Biological process (GO): intracellular protein transport; retrograde transport, endosome to Golgi
Cellular component (GO): endosome; retromer complex
Source: RefSeq, a predicted model, not a curated record